ACCAUUCCGCAGCACGUAAAGCCAGAGAUAUCCGGUCCCAUUUCCGUUCAGUUCCGCCGCCGCCGCCGCCGCCGUUCGGCCCCGUUGAGCACGACCCCGACCCCGAGACCCGUGGCCGUCCGGCUCCUCUGCAUCCCACUCCUCCCCGAGCUCCGCCGCCGCCGUCCCGCAUUGCAGCCUCCUCCUCCUCCUCCUCGACACCACUUGCCCGCUGCUAUGGACCCGGCGCUCCUCGCCGGCGCUGGUGGCGGGGACGACGCCGGCGCCGCUGUCAUGGGCGUCUUCAAGUACAACUUCGCGGCGCAGUUCCUGUCCAGGGUUAUCCCUUUCCUGUACAACGGCUGGUUCGUGCGCCAGCUCAGCGCCGACGACUGCGCGGCAUACGCAUUACAGCUUCCUCUCUUCAUCAACUGUGUCCUAUUUUUAAGCCGGGAGGGGUUUCGGCGUGCAUGUUUGCGUAAUGAUUCUGACAGUGGCGAUGCGAUAAGUGAUGAAGAGAUACUAAAGGUAGCUUGGAUGGUUGUUCCAUUUGGCAUCUUAGUUUCUUCUAUCAGCAGUCUAUUUGUGCUGAGGGUAAAGAAACUGCGGUUAUCUGACACCUAUGCAAAAGCUACAUUAAUUAUUGCAUUUGCUUGUGUACUGGAGCUACUCGCUGAACCUCUGUAUAUUCUCUCCCAGAGGAAGAAAUACUAUCAAAUAAGAGUAUAUACUGAACCAGUAGCUACUCUGCUACGUUGUUUGACAACUUUUAUCUUCAUAACAAAAGGGCAUACUAAAAUGGAAAAGCUGGUUGUAUUUGCUUUUUCUCAGGUUGUCUAUGCAGCUUGCAUUUUCUUCGGAUAUUGGGCACAUUUCCUCAUAUUUACUAAUACCAAAAUUUCUGAUCUCCUUCCAUCGAGGUUGUCAGCCAUGAUGGACUACGAUAAACAGUUGUUGCACAUGUGCAUGUUGUUUACAGGCCAGACUUUCAGGAAACUGGUGCUUCAAGAAGGGGAAAAAUUUGUUCUUGUUUGGUUUGAUACUCCAUAUAACCAGGCAGCAUAUGGUCUUGUGGAUAAAUUAGGGAGUCUGGUUGUUAGAAUAGUUUUCCUGCCAUUUGAGGAGAGUUCUUAUGCUACAUUUGCUCAGUUGGCAUCAGGACAAAAUCCCCAGAAUAUAUCCAAUUUGGAAGGUUCUUUGCUCGGAGCUCUUAAGCUUAUUAUGCUGAUAGGUCUAGUGGUCAUCUCAUUUGGACCAAGUUAUUCAUAUACCCUUCUUAACCUACUAUAUGGGAGAAGAUACAGUGAUGGAGAUGCUACGGUUAUUCUUCGUUACUAUUGUUUUUACGUCAUCUGCUUAGCAAUGAAUGGCACAUCUGAAGCUUUCCUUCAUGCUGUUGCAAAUGAAGACAAGCUUAAACAGUCAAAUGAUAUGUUACUCCUCUUCUCUGGAAUUUACAUUGUUCUAAAUGUUGUCCUGAUUAAAUCUGCUGGUGCGGUUGGGUUGAUUGCUGCAAAUUCCAUUAAUAUGCUACUGCGAAUCACAUAUUCAGCAGCAUUCAUUAAAGGCUAUUUCAAGGGCUCAUUCUCUUUCCGGCACUGCUUGCCAGCAGGCUGGGGUGUGUUGCUCAUUUCUGGCCUGACUACAACUUUCUCCGAAAGAAUGUUUCUGAAUAGAAACAGGUUCAAGCAGACCCUUCCCAUUCACAUGGCGAUAGGCAUAAUGUGCCUGGGCUUCUCAUCACUUGAGAUAUACCGUGGCGAGAAACAGUUCUUGGCGAGGAUCAUCAAUUCGCUGAAGAGCCACGACAAACUUGCAUAAAUUUUCCAGCGUUCAGGAUUUACCCUACACGAGUGUUUUCUGCAUUCACCUGAUAACUGCGUCGUCAGAAAACAUACGAAGCUGUACAUAGAAGUGUACAUUGUUUGGGCAGUUGGCAGAAGAGACUUUUGCCAAGCGGCUGGAGGAGGUCUUCCCUGAACAUGUAUCAAACUGAUCGUGUUCUCCAUUGGAGUGGGUUAAACUCAAAGGUGUGUGUGUGUGAGCUUCCUAUAUAGAUGACAGAGGUUUGAAGGCUUAAACAAACGGCAACAGAAAGCAUAUAGGUGAACAGUUGCAUGGAUAGCUAACCCAUUGUCUUAUUCUGUAACUGCUGACUGCUGCUAUCUGUGAGCUUCUUAUUCUGUAACCUAUUGUCUAUCCAAGUUUAAUCUACUGUGGCGUCAGAUGAUUAAAGACUCCAA
Oryza brachyantha (malo sina) is the source of this 2222-nucleotide messenger RNA. Its product is annotated as protein RFT1 homolog. The record is from RefSeq and is a predicted model, not a curated record. Gene Ontology annotation, cellular component: endoplasmic reticulum membrane. The coding region runs from base 217 to 1800 and encodes 527 amino acids. The transcript is spliced from 14 exons. Lineage: Eukaryota; Viridiplantae; Streptophyta; Magnoliopsida; Poales; Poaceae. Gene Ontology annotation, biological process: dolichol-linked oligosaccharide biosynthetic process; glycolipid translocation.